Patella vulgata (common limpet) is the source of this 3565-nucleotide messenger RNA. RefSeq lists its product as uncharacterized. Lineage: Eukaryota; Metazoa; Mollusca; Gastropoda; Patellidae. The coding region runs from base 41 to 3277 and encodes 1078 amino acids. Gene Ontology annotation, molecular function: zinc ion binding; nucleic acid binding. The record is from RefSeq and is a predicted model, not a curated record. The transcript has 2 exons. Gene Ontology annotation, biological process: DNA integration.
CUUAUUAUCUUAAUCCUAUAAAGUAUUGACAUUUAUUAUCAUGUCUACGACCAGUAACGACGCAGACAGGCGUAGUGAUGUGGCCAAGAAAAACAAACGCAUCAGAGGGGGACAUAGGGCCUUUGUUACCCGAAUUAUUCAAAGUGUUCAAGAAUUAUUAGCCGAAUUUGAUGGAUCUCCUUCUUCAGUUGAAAGUUUAGAAGGAUACAGAAUUUCUUUAACGGAAAAGAAAGUUGUUUUAGCAUCUUACGAUGAAAAAGUAUUGGAAGAUAUUGAAGACGAAGAUGAAGUGGGUAAUGAUAUUUUUGAAUCAAGUGAAUUUGCGGACACUAUUAAUAGAACUUUAUAUAAAAUCAAAUUUUGUUUACAUAAGAAUGAGAAGGCCAGUGAAAAAUUGAGUACCAGUAUAGCUGAUAAUUCUGAUUUGAGUAGCCCUAGUAAUUCAUUGAAAGAAACUUUUGUCUGUAAGACUAAAUUGCCAAAAUUGUGUUUGCCUAGAUUUUCUGGUGAUUCAAAGUUGUGGCAGCCUUUUUGGGAUAGCUUCCAGGCUGCAGUAGAUAAUAACAGUGCCAUUUCAAAUGUUGAGAAAUUUAAUUAUUUAAAGAGUCUGUUGGACGGACCGGCAUCUUCUUGUGUAGCAGGUUUGUCCUUGAUAGGCGAAAACUAUGAUGCAGCAAUUCAGCUUUUAAAAGAUAGGUUUGCAAAUAAGCAAGUUAUUAUUUCUGGGCAUAUGGACGUUUUACUAAAUUUACAAUCUGUUACGAGUGGUUGUGAAGUUAAACAUAUUCGCAGAUUAUACGACACCAUUGAGGUCCAGAUACGAAGUCUAAAAUCUAUGGGUGUACAGUCUGAAUCGUAUGGUAAUAUUCUUAUUCCUAUUAUCAUGAAUAAACUUCCUGAAGAGUUACGUUUAUUUAUUAGCCGUGGAGUUAAAGAUUGGAGUGUGGACGAGGUCUUAGAUAUUUUAAAAACUGAACUUGAAGCUAGAGAGCGAGUCGAUUUAAUGCAUAGUAAUUCUACCAAGAAAUCCGGGUAUUCUUUGAACAACGUAUACAGUCCUCAAUCCAGAUCGAACCGGGUUAAUCCCUCAACAGCUUCAACUUUAUUUUCGAGUAAAGAUCAAAGACCUGUUCCGUACUGUGUGUUUUGUACUCAGCAACACCCAUCUGUGAAUUGCACUUCUGUUACUGACAUUUCAGCUCGCAAAUCUAUUUUACGUCAUAAAGCAAAGUGUUUUUUGUGUUUGCGCUCUGGACAUGUGUUACGAAAUUGUCCUAAUCGUGACUAUAAAUGCUUUAACUGCGGAGAAAGACACAAUAAAGCCAUUUGUACUUAUAGGCCUGAACAAAAUUUAAGGCGGCCUAGUUAUGUUAAUAAAACUGAAACCGGACAACCGAGUCAAACUGUGACAUCUAACAUGACGUGUACAGAUGAUCAAAAUUCUAUUUUGUUACAAACUGCUGUAGGUUUUGUAUGUGCUAAUCAUAAUGAUAAUUCUAGGGGAUUGUAUAAGAACAUUGUAUUUGAUUUGUGUAGUCAAAGAACAUAUGUUACUGAUGAAACACGUAGAUUGUUAAAUUUAAGAACUGUGGGGCGUGAAAAUUUACUUAUUAAAACUUUUGGGGAGGAAACUCCUAAGUUACGAUUAUGUGAUAUUGUUCAAUUUACUGUUGCAGGUGAUGAUGGUUUACAUUUGUAUGUUACAGCGCAUUGUGUACCUUCUAUAUGCAAUGCCAUAAGCGACCAAUUAACAUGUAAUGCUUUAGUAAAGUACCCUCAUCUACGGGGUUUGAAAUUAGCUAAUCCAUCUGGGCCUUCUGAUUUUGCAGUAGAUAUAUUAAUCGGGGCAGAUUUCUAUUGGAAUUUCUUUUGUGGCGAAACGAGACGGGGGGAGUUCCCUGGCCCGGUUGCAAUGUUGACGAAACUUGGGUGGGUGCUGUCUGGCCCUGUAAUUAAUAAUUCGAGUAGUGACCAAUGUACUAUUAAUUUAAGUCAUACGCAUGUAUUGCACGUUAGUUCUGUAUCUGAUGACAAUUGUGAUGUAUCUUCAAUUAAGUCUGAGUUGAAUAAGUUUUGGGAGCUUGAAUCUUUGGGUAUUCGUAAUGACGAAUUUAGUGUUUUGUCAGAUUUUAAUGAUAAUAUCACAUUUGAGGGUAAAAGGUAUGAAGUGAAGUUACCAUUUAAAGAAAAUCAUCUUAAAAUAUCUGAUAAUUAUUCUACGUGUGUUAAACGCUUAUCAUCUCUUUUGUAUCGACUUAAUAGUAAGCCGGAUGUUCUUAAAGAAUAUGAUAGAAUAAUUAAUGAACAAUUAUCUGAAGGUAAAUCUUAUGGAGUUCCGUUAGCGCCUCCUUUACCAGAAUUUCGACUUUCUGACGAUUUCGCUUUUACAAAUAUUGGAGUGGACUAUGCUGGACCAUUAUACGUUAAAGACAUUUAUUCUAAGAGUGGAGAGAUGAACAAGGUGUUCAUAGUGUUGUAUACUUGUGCGAGUAGUCGCGCGGUUCAUUUAAAUUUAGCAACGGACGCUAGUUCUUCCUCUUUUAUUAGGAGUUUUCGACGUUUUAUUGGAAGGCGUGGAGUACCAACUUUAGUGAAUUCAGACAAUGGAUUGGUUUUCAAGAGUGCUGAACUUCGAGCCUUUACAAAUAGUAGGAACAUUAAAUGGUGUUAUAAUAUUGAACGAUCCCCAUGGUGGGGCGGAUUUUUUGAGCGUAUGGUGCGUUCAACUAAACGAUGCCUGAAAAAAGCUUUAGGUAAUGCUCAUUUGUCGUAUGAGGAGCUACUGACUUUAUUAGUGGACAUUGAAGGCGUUUUAAACUCGCGUCCUCUUACAUAUCUUAGCGAUGAUUGUAUAGAACCCCUAACCCCUUCGCAUUUAGUAUUGGGGAGAAGGAUAUUGUCUGAACCGCUGUUUACUCCAAAUCCUAAAGUAGUUGGUAAUACCUCUUCAGAAUUCUGCAAGCGCAAGAAAUACUUGCAGACUGUUAUAAAUCAUUAUUGGUCAAGAUGGCGGAAUGACUAUGUUACUCAAUUACGCGAGCAUCAUCGUUCCAGAGUUAAAACAGGUCCUAUCAUACGUGAGGGUGAUAUUGUGCUAGUAUUUGAUGAUAAAGUAUCGCGCUUAAAUUGGGAAAUGGGUAGAGUUGAUAGAAUUUUACCAGGUCGUGAUAAUAACGUGCGAUCCGCUGUUGUAAGAGUUCAGAACAAACAGGGCAAAAUAAUAUUUAUGAAUCGACCUAUACAGAAAUUGUAUCCAAUAGAGUUGGUUAGAGAUUAGUAGAGAAUGUAUCUUAUUAUUGAUAAGUAUUGGAGUACACAGUUAGAAAUCAGUGUUAUAUAUGUAUUUACGAGUUUAGAAUCUUAGUACAUGUAACGAGUUUAGAAUCUUAAUAUUUUGAGUAUAGAAUCUUAAUAUUUUGAGUAUAGAAUCUUAGUAUUUGAGUAUAGAAUCUUAUAGAGUAAUGCAUCUUAAAGAAUAGUAUCCAAGAUAUAGAGUUUUGUUAUUAAGAGUUCAAAUCUCAAGAAUUAUGUUAAAUUUUAGUGUAUUUUAUUGACCUCGCGUCAA